AUGUCAUACUACCGAUCUUCAACCCUCGUCGCCACCACCUCCCAAGCCGUCCCCGUGGCUUCUACAUCUCGACUUCCUGCCCUCACAGUACUGGAAGACGAAGAUGCCAAGCCCGUACAAGGGAAGGCUGACAAAGGGAAGGGUAAGGAGGUAAAGCAGAAGAAGUAUACCAUGGAGGAGAUGGAGAAGCUGGCAGGACGAAUUUGCAACGUCCAGCCACUAGGGGCAUGCCCUAAACCUCAGCUUGCAGGAAGCUUAUACUGCGCGAAUCACUCGUGCCAGGCGCUCAACGCCGAUGGUGAUCGAUGCGGCAAUUGGGUAUCCAAUCCCGCAUCAACCAAGUUUUGUGCUAGUGGGUGGCACUUGGAAAACUCUCGACAUACCCAUCUCUCCGACCUCAUGGCAUACCGGAACUCCCUAAUUCAACAGCAAUCCGAUGAGCGGGCAAGACAGACCGCCGCUCAGCUGUACUACAUCGAACAACGGUUCCCCUCUACCUCCUCAUCUUCUUCAAAUGAUUCAGGUUCGCCGAGAAGUCCUUUCACAAGAGGAACCAAUCGCGCGAACGGAUCAAGAGAUAUCAGCGAAGAAAGAGGAUGGGGUUCCCACGGUGUAGAUACUUGGUGGAAAGGUACAUGGGGCCUAAGCUCGGAGAGCAAAUCAAGGAGAAGUAGCGAAUAA
Kwoniella shivajii is the source of this 681-nucleotide messenger RNA. RefSeq lists its product as uncharacterized. The transcript is spliced from 4 exons. The record is from RefSeq and is a predicted model, not a curated record. Bases 1 to 681 code for a protein of 226 amino acids. NCBI's taxonomy places the organism in Eukaryota, Fungi, Basidiomycota, Tremellomycetes, Tremellales, Cryptococcaceae.